UCCGUCUCCCUCAUUUCCCUCGUCGUUUUCUCUUAUUCCGACAACUCGUCCCCAAUCCCCAUUCUCUCUCUCUCUCUCGAUCUCUCUCUCGAUAGAUCUCGAUCUCAAUCUCAAUCUUAGCGCUUCUCAUCGAGAUCAAUUACACUUCUCAUACUAUUAUAAAUCCCCAAUUCGAAGAGGGAUCGAUCGAUCGAUCGAAUUCGAUCGCGAGGAGGAGACGCGGAGAUGGAGGUACGGAACGCCACCGCCGGCGCCGCCGCGCCGGCGCCGGCGCCGGCGCCGAAGCAGCCGAAGCCUCCGACCAACCCCGUCGACGCCGCCUCCGUGUCCCAGAGGCUCCAGAAGGAAUUGAUGUCUCUCAUGAUGAGUGAAGAUGCAGGAGUAUCAGCGUUUCCUGAAGGCGAGAACAUUUUCUCUUGGGUUGGUACUAUUGAAGGAAGCAAAGGAACUCCAUAUGAAGGUUUAACCUUCAAGCUAUCGCUGCGUUUUCCUUUUGACUAUCCGUUUAAGCCUCCAGUGGUCAAGUUUGAGACUCCAUGCUUCCAUCCAAAUGUAGACCAAUGUGGCAAUAUUUGCCUAGAUAUUCUUCAGGACAUGUGGUCUUCAGCGUACGAUUGCAGAACAAUUCUUCUGUCCAUCCAGAGCUUGUUUGGUGAACCCAACAAUGAAAGUCCUCUCAAUAGCUAUGCUGCAACAUUAUGGAGCAACCAAGAAGGAAGUCCCCCAUUAGAGAAGUUUUUGCUAAUAUAAAACCAACUUUCUCACAUGAAUUGGAUGACACCCCCACUUAAAAAAAUGGUACUAAGGUAAGAAGCAACAGCAUUUCGUGGGGUAGAGAUUAAAAUUCUGAUUAUAUGGGGUUAUUUAUGUAGAUAGAUGAUCUCGCAGGGGAUCUAACCGUUAUUCAUUUGACGUGUAUAACCUUUAUCCUAUGCACAUGUUGUGUACGAGAUUUUCUUUUUUUACUUUGUAAUGCUCUUGUUUUUGUAGAAUAUAAGAAGAUGGUUCACAAACAGUAUACAUUUGGCGGUGAAGUUUCAGAAAGCUGAAACUUUUGAUUCUAAACAGACGGAGAACACCGUAAGUUACAUCUGUGGAUCAGGGUUGGUGUUUCCGCAAAUAGGCUAUAAACUUGUCCACCUUGCACCGCCAGUUUCAUAAUUCUCUUUGUAAAGUUUGAGAAUACCUCCUCUUCGGGCGGUAACAAUUAAAGAUUUUACUUUCGUUGUUCUCCAAGAUUUCACUUAGGAAAAUUCUAGAUAUUAUUUACCAAUAGAUCCCUUAUACCUUAUUUUCAUGUAUAAGAAACUACAGAACAUUCGAGAUGAAGUAUACUACCGCACGCAAUAUUCGAAAAAGUAUGCCUUAUUAGAUGGGGGUGAAUGGAAGUUUUUUGGUCAUUGGCUUUGUAUAUUUCAUUCUUUUGCGCAUGUUAACCUUAGAAAUGGUAGUUUUGAGCCUUCUGGUAAUUGGUUGUAUUAAUAAGUCUAAUGUGCAACUCUUUGUAAUGACAACUUCUUCUCUUUCGAACUUUAUCUACCAUGUCUGGUGUUGUGCUCUCUGUUUGGUUCAAGCUCUUGCAGAAGUGCUUUUACAGCAUGAUAGUCAAUGAGAAGCCUUAUGCUGCGUUUGGG
This is a messenger RNA of Ananas comosus (pineapple), 1634 nucleotides long. RefSeq names its product probable ubiquitin-conjugating enzyme E2 C. The coding region runs from base 226 to 750 and encodes 174 amino acids. Lineage: Eukaryota; Viridiplantae; Streptophyta; Magnoliopsida; Poales; Bromeliaceae. The transcript is spliced from 6 exons. The record is from RefSeq and is a predicted model, not a curated record.